UCCAGGUUUCCAGAAUCUUUCUGUCACUCACAGGCACUCGCUACUUGAUUCGUUAUCGCGUAUUAUCGCAUUAUGUCGCUUUAGAUUAUCAGCUUUUAUAUCGCAUAAGAGGAAAAAUUGUGGAAAGCUAAAGAUAUUAACAUUGUAAUUCGGAGAUAUUGCUUAUUUUUCAUAUCGGCGCUUAUUCGCGACAUUCAAGUCGAAUUGGUUAUAUAGCGUAACGUGCCUAACCAUAACACUUCAUCAAUUCAACGUAGCGGAUCUUCACGAAAAUCGCGUGAACACUUUAGAUAAGCGCGCGUGUAUUUGUGUCUAUAUCACCGAGAAUCUGAUCAGAGCGUUUUGUUGAAAAAUCGAUGAUAAACGAAAAGAUACAGCAUGGAAAGUGAGCAUAGACAACAAGAGAGCAGCGAGCCGAAAUCGAAGGAUAGGUUAGUCGGCCUGUUGGAUCAAAUUGAAGUGCAUGUAGAACAAUUGCGGAAGGAUGCUUCUAGGCUCGAGGAGGAAAAGGAUAGUUUGAUGACGACUUUGGAUACUCUUAGAAACAAUGACAUGCUGUGCGACCUUGAAGAACCUGACAGAGACGAUAUUUUAAGAUAUGCUGAAAGAUUGUCUAUGCGAUGUUCAACUGUAGAUGUAUUGGUCACUGUUCAGCGGGAUCAUGUACAGCAGGAAGCACUACAUCAGGUCAACGGUUUGAUCGAUAGUCUGGUCAUAAACUUGCGUCAAGAUCCAAGUGGCACUCGGCAGAGAUGUGCGCAAUUCAUGAACGCAUGUUCGUCACAUAGCAUAGGUCAUUCCGAUAAAAUAUUUGAGACUGCUAUUCUUGGAUGUACAUUAGACGAUCAAAAAAGGGUGAAGAAAAGGCUACAGGGUUUGCUCGAUUAUAUCGACAAGAUGCACAUUUUGGAGAUGACCCAGUGAAAACCUUUAGAUAUUACUUUAUAGAGAUAUAUCUUCCACAUGGUUUUGAAUGUCGGCGUUUUGUGAUAUUCCAAUGUUAUCGCGUUCGUAGCUAAUUUAGGAAACACUCGGGGAAAUUACAUCUUUACGUCCUCUCUGCGCAUAAAAGUCUUCACUUUUUGUCCACUACGCAAUAAGUUACAUUAUAUAGAAUGUUUGCUUGUGUAGAGUACAUCAGCAAUGAAUUGGAUUUACUAUUAUGACACCACGGCGCCUAUGAUCUCGGUUUUUUUAAAGUCGAGUCUCGAACUUAUUUGAAGAUACUUAGGCAUCUCUAGAGAAAGAAAUAUUGCUGUUUUAAGAAAGCGAUAAUGUGAUCAAGAUUAAUAAUAACAAUUUUCAGGUCUCUAUCAUGUACAUUUUGAAAUAAAGAGGAAUUUCCAGAGAUUAUAUGAGUGCAUAUGUCGAAUCAUGAAUAUUAUGCAAAUGAUCUAACGUUCAAAAUAAAGUAGACGGAUCUUUUAACAUUUUUAGUUAAUAUAAUUACAUAUUUACUUUGUAAAAUAUAGAUUGCUGAUCAAUAAGUUGAGCUAAUAUAACAAUGGACAAUAGUUGAUUAAUGUUGUUUAAACGAUUAACAAUGGCGAUUAAACUCUAUUUUAUUAUCAAACAUAGAUUUUCUCGAAUAAAUCGAGAUAUUCCGCUAAUUUUUUAAGGAUCACUUUCCAACAUCGGUUAACAUUAAUCGACGAUUUCACUUUGUUAAUAAAAUUGCUAACACGAAUGAAAAUAUUUUAUUCUUCGUGUUAGCAAUUCUAUUAUAUAUAUAUAAUUUAUAUAUAUAUAUAUAUAUAUUCUAUUAACAAAUUGAAAUCGUCGGUUAACGUUAACCGAUUUUGGAAAAAGUGGCUCUAAAAUGGCUAUUUUUAUUUUUUCGUUUUCACUACUGCUGUGCACGUCUAGGAAGCCUCUUCUUUAGAUUUCACUUGUUAAAGAUGUUUUAUUUUUAGCAUAAUGUACAGAGAUUCUCAUUGUGUUCUGUAAUAUAAUGAAUAAACAUAAUAAAAAUAUAACAUAUACAGCA
This is a messenger RNA of Linepithema humile (Argentine ant), 1987 nucleotides long. RefSeq names its product BAG family molecular chaperone regulator 2. The record is from RefSeq and is a predicted model, not a curated record. Lineage: Eukaryota; Metazoa; Arthropoda; Insecta; Hymenoptera; Formicidae. Gene Ontology annotation, biological process: protein stabilization. Gene Ontology annotation, molecular function: adenyl-nucleotide exchange factor activity; protein-folding chaperone binding.